GCGUGGCUCAAGAUGAGACAUGCAUGAUAAUAGAGUAAGUACUCUAAUAUGGAAUCUUUAACUUCUGCAGGAAAAGAUUUUAAUUUGAGGGUAAGCUCAACUCUCAAUAGAGAUGCCAAGCAGUUUGGGAAGAGAAACAUGUUUGACGACAACUGUGACACCUGCUGGAACUCUGACCACGGUUCUCCACAGUUUGUGGCGUUAGAGUUUCCAAAGCCAGUUAGUGUACGUGAGUUGAGAAUUAGGUUUCAAGGGGGUUUUGCCGGGCGGGAUUGCCUCUUUCAGAUCGGAGGCGGGCGUAGUCAAGAAAUGUCGAAAGAAAUCUCAUUUCAUCCAAAAGAUUCAAAUAAUCUUCAAUGCUUUCCAAUGGAGACUGAGACCUAUCAUACAUCAUAUAAAAUACUCUUUCUAUCAAGCACUGAUCUCUAUGGACGCAUCACAAUAUACCAAAUGGAAAUGAUUGGAAUGAUUUCAAAAUAAAAAUAAUAUUUUUAUUAAGCUGUU
Messenger RNA from Amphimedon queenslandica, 504 nucleotides. Its product is annotated as nuclear receptor 2C2-associated protein-like. Bases 49 to 480 code for a protein of 143 amino acids. The transcript has 4 exons. NCBI's taxonomy places the organism in Eukaryota, Metazoa, Porifera, Demospongiae, Haplosclerida, Niphatidae. The record is from RefSeq and is a predicted model, not a curated record.